AUGGCAGACACCGUCAUGCCUAUCAUUUCACAAACGCCUAACAUGGCGCCAACCGACGAAGACGAGGCUGCUGCAGAGUGUGAUGAGCCUCCAGGUUGUCGAGUCAGAGGCACUACCGUCAGAUCCCAUUCCCACGAACACGCCCCGACCUCCAACAGCAAGUCCUCCAUCAGCGUCAACACCUCCAGACCCAAACUCGCAAAGGAGUCACUCCUCACUCGAGCCCUGCUCAGCAGCCCCGAGCUCUCCCCGGCUGAUCGUCCAGCUUCCGGCAUUACCUGGAGAAACGUCCCGGCUUUCUCUAUCAACCCUAACCACAGCGGCCCUUCAACUGCCGAACUCACCAGUGACGGUGAGAUGACCACUCCUCCUCGAUCGACCACGCCUUCACCACCUCCUCCAACACAGUUCACCCGUCCUCCAUGGGUUACCGCCGAACCUACCUCUAAACCCGUCUCUCCAGUUGAUGAACACGAGUUGAAGCUGGAAGCUAACUUGGGCCGCAAACGAUGCAUUACCUUUGCCUGUGCCAGCAAGAUUGAUCCUGUCGAACAUACCCAGAGUGAGCCCAUGGCUGCAGAGCCUCCCAAGCGGAAAUCGACAAUUAAGUUUGCCUGCCCUGCCAGACCACGAGACGUGGAUGUCGAUAUCAAGGCCCAGCAACACUCUUCGAGAAAACCUUCUGCCGGUACUCGGGGCAGCCGAUCACCUGCUCCCAUGAGUUUACAAUCCAGGUACAAGGCCAAAUCCCUCGAACUAUCCCAGACACCGGGACCGAAACCCUUUGAGCCCUCAGCUACGACUGGUUCGUUGAAGGUGACUGGGCUAGGGAAGUUUGAGUUGUCCGACGCCACCCGAUUCCAGGAAUUCGGAAGCUCUCUGGAGGAUGAAGAUUGGCUGAACGAAUCAUCGGAUUACAAACAGAAGAUGACUGUGAAUGACUGUAUGCGCAAGGAGAAUGUUAUUCGCAAGUUGGGGGAGGAAGUUGAGGCUGAAGCGCAGGAAGAGGCGGAGGAAGCAGAGAAUGACGACGACGACGAUGAGAAUGAUGAUGAUGAGGAGGAGGAUGAUGAGAACAACGGCGAUGAAGAUGAAGAUGAAGAUGAUGAAGACGAGGACGAGGACGAGGACGAGGAUGAAGAAGAUGAGGAUGAUGGAAACCAAGACUUGUCGGAUGAUGGAAAUGAGACAGACAAUGAAGCAGGAUUUGGUUCUUCGGAUGAUGACGGGGAAUCAGACUAUGCAUUCUGGACUCCCAUCACCACCGCAGCGACCUCGCACUCCGACAUCACCGUUAUGCCACCGCCCAUGAAGUGGAAAGAGUCUCACGGAUCCAUCGAAUCUCUCGCCAGCCCCAGCCCGCUGGACACCGCUCCUCGCUUUGAGCCAAAGCGUGCUGCCCUUGCCAAGGAGAAGAAGCCAAAGUCGACCGCUCCCAGCCUUCCUGACAGUACCGACUUUGUCUGUGGAACCCUGGAUGAAGACCGCUCCAUCGAGGUCGCCUACAUCUCCCAUAUGGAGGAGCGUCGACGCCAGAAACAUAUUCCCAUCCCUCAGGACAUCGAUCCCAGCUUCCCUACCUCUGACAUCGAGGAUGAGGACGACGAUGAUGCCGACGAUGACGUGUCUGCCAACCCAACAGCUACUCGCAAACAACAGGCCAACGACGACGACUCUGCCGAGCCGCCUCGCGGACGUCGAUCCAGCCGAACAACUAUCGAGAAGACUUCAAAGGCAGUAGCACACUCCCCUCGCAAACUUUUUGGGCACUCUCCUCGUCGCCUCCGCUCCCCUCCACCGCCUGCCCGUCUACGCUCUCCGCCUCCUUCUCGCCGAACAUCUCUCAUCAACCCUCCAAAUAUUGGUACCGGUCCUGCAGCAAAAAGGAUAGCAAUCGCCCUUGCUCAACGACCAAACCGCACCCGUACUUCUUCUCUUCCACGAACACCUAACCCCUUCUUCGCCCGUGGCUACUCUUCCAACAUCUACAAACGCACCUCUCGCUCCCCAUCUCCCUGCCCAAAGGCAUCCACCAAAACCAAAACCAGUCCCACCCACACCCGUGGACCAAUCGACAUUGUUGCUGGCCUUGAGAAGAAAAGACAAAAGCGCAAAGAGAAAUUCUGGCGCCAACACUGUCGCCGUGCUGCAAAGGACCAAAUCAACUCGCGUGACAAGAUGGUCCCCGGCCAAGGCGCAGAGCGGAUGAAAGAGCUUGGCAUCGAAGUCGCUGAGAGAUUCAGGGCUUACGGUGUCGGUGUCAACGGUGGAAACGGACCAAAACUCGUCCUCUCGAUAUAA
This is a messenger RNA of Nannizzia gypsea CBS 118893, 2301 nucleotides long. RefSeq lists its product as hypothetical. The transcript has a single exon. Lineage: Eukaryota; Fungi; Ascomycota; Eurotiomycetes; Onygenales; Arthrodermataceae. The coding region runs from base 1 to 2301 and encodes 766 amino acids. The record is from RefSeq and is a predicted model, not a curated record.